Molecule: messenger RNA, 2987 nt
Organism: Nothobranchius furzeri (turquoise killifish)
Lineage: Eukaryota; Metazoa; Chordata; Actinopteri; Cyprinodontiformes; Nothobranchiidae
Source: RefSeq, a predicted model, not a curated record
GCUACAUCUAAGUGUUUAUUCAUUUUCCUUUAGACUGAAUAGUUGCUGAUUUUAUCUUGGAGACGUUUCUCCUCACAUAAGCUUCAGAUCUAAAGCUUGGGUUGUGAGUAGGAGGCUUAGAAGUUCUGGUCAGAAACAAACACGCUGAUUGUGAUGGAAGUUUUUAUUGUUCCUAAAGUAGAAAUCUGUUUUUAUCUAAAUGAAGUUCAUGUUCUUGUUCCUUUUUCCCACAUCAUGUAGCCAGUAUCACUCAUGGUGUACAUAUAAAGGUAUGGUGGUCUGUAACAUCAUGUGUCUGUGUUUCCUACAGAUGUUCCACAGCUGGUGCUGGUUAAAGAAGAAGCUCCUGAAGAACAGAGUGCUGGUGUGGACCAGCAGGACCCAGAACACCUCCACAUAAAGGAGGAACAGGAGGAGCUCUGGACCAGUCUGGAGGGAGAGCAUCUCUGUUUGAAGGAGGAGACUGAAGCUGUCGGGUUUCCUGUUACUGCUGUUCCUAUAAAGAGUGAGGAUGAUGAAGAGAAACCUCUGGUCUCACAGCUUCAUCAGCAGCAAAUAGAAGACAGAGAUGUUCCAACCAGCAGCUCAGCUGACCAGAUGGCAGCAGAAACUGGUGGAGGAGCAGGAACUAGCAGGAACCCAGAUCUGAACCCUCAUGAACAAACAUCUGAUUCUUCAGAGACUGAAGUUAGUGGAGAUGAUGAAGAUGAUGAUGAUGAUGGUGUGAAUCUGGACUCUGAGCUGUCAGACUCUGGGUCUGAAACUGGAGAUGAAGAUGAUGACUGGAAUGAGAGCAGGUCUUCUGAGUCAGAUGUUUCAAGGAAGAGAGAAGAGACGGAUAAGAAACCUCUGCUCUUACAUUUCCACAACCAUCAAAUGAAAGACGGAGGUGUCCCAACCAGCAGCUUGGCUGGGCAGAUGACAGCAAAUGUUGGUGGAGGAGCAGAAACUAUCAAGAACCUAGAUCUGGACCCUAAUGAAAAGACAUCCGAUUCUUCAGAGAUUGAAGUUAGUGGAGAAGAUGAAGAUGAUGUGAAUCUAGACUCUGAGCGUUCAGACUCAGGGCCUGAAACUGGAAACGGAGAUCAUGGCUGUAAUGAGAACAAGUCUUCGGAGUCAGAUAUUAAGACCGUCAACAAAUCAUUUAGCUGCCCUGUGUGUGGUAUACGGUUCCUCCACAAGUGGUCUCUUCAGGAACAUGUGAGAGUGACAAGUCAUUCAGCAGUAAAGUCUUCAGAGUGUUUGGUUAAUACAAAAUGUGUGAAAGAGAAGCAACAUGGAGGCUCAUGUAGAAAAGUCCAGAAACAACCGAAAUCAUUUAGUUGUGAUGACUGUGGUAAAAGAUUUAGCCUAAAGUCCAAUUUAACCCAUCAUAUGAGAGUCCACACUGGGCAGAAGUCUUUUGCCUGUGAGCUUUGUGGAUACAGAUGUACCCGAAAGUCAAAUUUAAAUGAUCACGUGAAAGUCCACACAGGAGAGAAGCCUUUUGCCUGUGAGCUCUGUGGAUACAGAUGUACACAAAAGGCAUAUUUAACCAAACACAUGAGAGGCCACACAGGAGAGAAGCCUUUUGCCUGUGAGCUCUGUGAAUACAGAUGUAUCCAUAAGGCAAGUUUAAACACACACAUGAAAGUCCACACAGGAGAGAAGCCUUUUGCCUGUGAUCUCUUUGGAUACAGAUGUACCCAUAAGGCAAGUUUAAACAGACACAUGAGAGUCCACACAGGAGAGAAGCCUUUUGUCUGUGAGCUCUGUGGAUUCAGAUGUACCCAAAAGGCAAGUUUAACCAAACACAUGAGAGUCCACACAGGAGAGAAGCCUUUUGCCUGUGAGCUCUGUGAAUACAGAUGUAUCCAUAAGGGAAAUUUAAACGCACACAUGAGAGUCCACACAGGAGAGAAGCCUUUUGCCUGUGAGCUCUGUGGAUACAGAUGUACCCAAAAGGCAAGUUUAAACACACACAUGAGAGUCCACACAGGAGAUAAGCCUUUUGCCUGUGAGCUCUGUGGAUACAGAUGUAUCCAUAAGGCAAGUUUAAACACACACAUGAGUGUCCACACAGAUGAGAAGCCUUUUGUCUGUGAGCUCUGUGGAUUCAGAUGUACCCAAAAGUCACAUUUAAAUGAUCACAUAAAAGUCCACACAGGAGAGAAGCCUUUUGCCUGUGAGCUCUGUGGAUACAGAUGUACCCAAAAGGCAAGUUUAACCAAACACAUGAGAGUCCACACAGGAGAGAAGCCUUAUGUAUGUGAGCUCUGUGGAUUCAGAUGUACCCAAAAGGCAAGUUUAACCAAACACAUGAGAGUCCACACAGGAGAGAAGCCUUUUGUAUGUGAGCUCUGUGGAUUCAGAUGUACCCAAAAGGCAAGUUUAACCAAACACAUGAGAGUCCACACAGGAGAGAAGCCUUUUGCCUGUGAGCUCUGUGGAUACAGAUGUACCGAAAAGGCAAGUUUAACCAAACACAUGAGAGUCCACACAGGAGAGAAGCCUUUUGCCUGUGAGCUCUGUGGAUACAGAUGUACCCAAAAGGCAAGUUUAACCAGACACAUGAGAGUCCACACAGGAGAGAAGCCUUUUGCCUGUGAGCUUUGUGAAUACAGAUAUACCCAUAAGGCAAGUUUAAACGCACACAUGAGAGUUCACACAGUAGAGAAGCCUUUUGCCUGUGAGCUCUGUGGAUACAGAUAUACCCAUAAGGCAAGUUUAAACACACACAUGAAAGUCCACACAGGAGAGAAGCCUUUUGCCUGUGAGCUCUGUGGAUACAGAUGUACCCAAAAGGCAAAUUUAACCAAACACAUGAGAGUUCACACAGGAGAGAAGCCUUUUGCCUGUUAGCUCUGUGGAUACAGAUAUACCCAUAAGGCAAGUUUAAACACACACAUGAGAGUCCACACAGGAGAGAAGCAUUUUACCUGUGAGCUCUCGAGAUACAGAUGUACCCAAAAGGCAAAUUUAACCAUACCAUACCAUACCAUUUUAUU